Messenger RNA from Drosophila innubila, 1218 nucleotides. RefSeq names its product opsin Rh5 (gene Rh5). Bases 21 to 1193 code for a protein of 390 amino acids. NCBI's taxonomy places the organism in Eukaryota, Metazoa, Arthropoda, Insecta, Diptera, Drosophilidae. Gene Ontology annotation, biological process: G protein-coupled receptor signaling pathway. The transcript is spliced from 3 exons. Gene Ontology annotation, molecular function: G protein-coupled receptor activity. Gene Ontology annotation, cellular component: membrane. The record is from RefSeq and is a predicted model, not a curated record.
UUUAAAGGAAUUCAAGUGCAAUGUAUCUAAACGGUCACGACGAAUUGGCCGGGCCACAACCGUAUGUCGGCUUUCCAAACGACAGUCUUGGAGAUGCAAGUGGCGCUGUGAUAUCCUUGGGUCAGGAUUAUCCUCAGGAGUUUCAGCACAUGGUGCACGCUCAUUGGCGAGGAUUUCGUGCUCCUCCCAUUUAUUAUCGCGCCGGCAUCUACAUCGCAUUUUGUGCCUUGAUGAUCCUGAAUAUCUUUGGGAAUGGCUUGGUCAUCUGGAUAUUCUCCACCUCCAAGUCUCUGCGUACACCAUCUAAUUUGCUGAUCCUGAAUUUGGCUGUCUUUGAUCUGUUCAUGUGCUCCAACAUGCCACAUUAUCUGAUUAACGCUGCUCUGGGCUAUAUAGCUGGUGGAGAUUUGGGCUGCAAGAUUUAUGCGCUAAAUGGUGGCAUCUCGGGCAUGGGAGCAUCCAUUACGAAUGCAUUUAUAGCAUUUGAUCGAUAUAAAACCAUUUCGAAUCCAAUCGAUGGACGCUUGAGUUAUGGACAGAUCAUCUUAUGCAUUAUGUUCACCUGGCUGUGGGCAACACCUUUCUCGGUACUACCACUUUUUGAGAUCUGGGGUCGCUACCAGCCGGAGGGAUUCCUGACCACUUGCACCUUCGAUUAUCUGACGAACACCGAUGAGAACCGCCUGUUUGUCCGUACUAUAUUCACAUGGUCGUAUGCCAUACCGAUGACCAUAAUUAUCGUCUCCUAUUACAAGCUAUUCACCCAUGUUCGGACUCACGAGCAGAUGUUGGCGGAUCAGGCGAAGAAGAUGAAUGUGAAAUCCCUCUCGGCGAAUGCCAGCAAUGAUUCCAUGAGUGUGGAACUAAGGAUUGCCAAAGCAGCAUUAAUAAUCUAUAUGCUAUUUGUGUUGUCCUGGACUCCAUAUUCGGUUGUCGCAUUGAUUGGUUGCUUUGGAGAGCAGCAGUUGAUAACUCCAUUCGUUUCCAUGUUGCCCAUGUUGGCUUGCAAAUCUGUAUCCUGCCUGGAUCCUUGGGUAUACGCUACGAGUCAUCCAAAAUAUCGCUUGGAAUUGGAACGGCGACUACCCUGGCUGGGCAUACGUGAGAGACAAACAGGAUCUGGUACGACGGGUGGUCAGGAGAGUGUGGCCAGCGUCAGCGGAGAUACGUUGGCUAUGAGCGUUCAGAACUGAAUGAGCUGACUUCGGAUAUAUAUUU